Molecule: messenger RNA, 1164 nt
Organism: Penaeus indicus
Lineage: Eukaryota; Metazoa; Arthropoda; Malacostraca; Decapoda; Penaeidae
Product: compound eye opsin BCRH1-like
Exons: 8
Coding region: 1-1164 (387 amino acids)
Biological process (GO): visual perception; G protein-coupled receptor signaling pathway; cellular response to light stimulus
Cellular component (GO): plasma membrane
Molecular function (GO): G protein-coupled photoreceptor activity
Source: RefSeq, a predicted model, not a curated record
AUGAGCCCAUGUACUAUGGUGUUCGUCAACGCUUCCGGCCCUCACGCAGAGGCCUACACCGCUCAGGUAACCUUCGGGUACCCUGAGGGUGUCACCGUGGUGGACUUAGUGCCAGAGAACAUCCGGCACAUGAUCCACCCUCACUGGAACAACUACCCUCCGGUCAACCCCAUGUGGCACUAUGUGCUUGGUUGCAUCUACAUCAUCUUGGGCUGUCUCUCAUUCUUUGGCAAUGGGUUGGUGAUUCUGCUUUACCUGAAGAACAAGUUCCUGCGAACACCAUCCAAUCAGCUGGUCCUCAACCUGGCCAUCAGUGACUUCCUCAUGCUGAUGACGCAGUUUCCAUUCUUCACCUACAACUGCUUCAGUGGCGGAGUGUGGAUGUUCAGUGAGACCUUCUGCGAACUCUAUGCUUUCUUCGGAGCUAUCACCGGCAUCGCAUCCAUCUGGACGCUGUCCUUCAUCUCCUAUGACCGGUACAACGUGAUCGUAAAGGGCGUGAGCGGAACGCCCUUGACCUCCGGAAGGGCCACCCUCUUCGUCCUCUUCUCCUGGAUCUACGCCAUCGCAUGGUCGCUGCCACCCUUCUUCGGCUGGGGAAAGUACAUUCCUGAGGGUAUCUUGGACUCCUGCUCCUUCGAUUACCUCACCCGCGAUGACAACCUCCGAUCCUACGGAAUCAGCAUCUUCGUCUUCGACUUCUGCGUGCCUCUCUUCACCAUCGUCUUCUCUUACAUUUCCAUCGUGAAGGCCAUCUUCGCCCACGAGGCCGCCAUGAGGGAGCAGGCCAAGAAGAUGAACGUGUCCAACCUCAGGUCAAACCAGGAUGCCCAGACACAGUCCGCCGAGGUGCGCAUCGCCAAGGUCGCCUGCACCAACGUGGCUCUGUGGGUGGUCUGCUGGACGCCCUAUGCCGCUAUCGUCGUCCAGGGGUUGUUCUUCGACCAGGGCUCCAUCACACCUCUCGUGACCAUGCUGCCCGCCCUUCUGGCAAAGUCUUCUGCCUGCUACAACCCCAUCGUCUAUGCCAUCAACCAUCCUAAGUUCAGACUGGCCCUCCAGAAGCAGAUGCCUUGGUUCUGCAUUCACGAGAACACCGAGACUUCCUCCUCCCAGUCCGACACCAAGUCCAUCGAGACAAAGGAAGCCAAGGAGGAUGCUUAA